Molecule: messenger RNA, 2677 nt
Organism: Schistocerca cancellata (South American locust)
Lineage: Eukaryota; Metazoa; Arthropoda; Insecta; Orthoptera; Acrididae
Product: probable E3 ubiquitin-protein ligase HECTD2
Exons: 15
Biological process (GO): protein polyubiquitination
Molecular function (GO): ubiquitin protein ligase activity
Source: RefSeq, a predicted model, not a curated record
GCGGGGCCCUGCCCCUUCUGCGGACGGCCCUACCCGCACCCCCAGCAGCCGGCCGUGGGCGGCGGGGGCGGAGGCAGAGCCAGGGGGCAGCGCGCCGCCUCGGACCCGGGGCCGCCCGCGCUGCGACUCCCCGCCAUCCUGGAGCCGGAGCCACAGAGCCGGCGUAACAGCGGCGUGGGCGUGGCCAUGGGGGUGGGCGUGGCCACCAGCCUGAUGGGCGGACUGCUGCUCAGGCCAUCCUCCGACACCUCGCUGCCACCAAUCAACAAGGAGUGCGAGUCGCGGCUGCUGAGCGUCGCGCCCAGUCCGUCGUCGACGCCCGAGUCGGGCUUCCGGUCUGCGCUCAGCGGCGACACGCUGUCCGCCUGCGACGACUCGCCGCCGCUGCCGCUCUCCAAGGCGUUCGUCGUCUACCCCGUCCGGAGCAAGACUCGCGAGGACUUCCUGCAGGACCUUCGGCGCGCACAGCAAACGGAGAACUACUCACACCUGCAGAAGUUCUACAUGCGCACCUUCGAAACUUUCGCCGAGAUCUGUGCGCUUUUCAAGGUGGACCGCGACGAGGAUGGGGCGAAGCCCGAGGACCCUGGUCUGAAGAUGGACUUCGUCUACACCGUGCACGACGCCCUCAAAGAUAUGCCAUCGAUCAUUCACAAGAUCGUCAUGAAGGCAAUCAUCAAUGCACUGCUGGAAGAAGACAGAGUGCUCCACGACAAGGACGAGGCGCGCGCGAUGUUCGUGCUCCUGCAGAGCCCGGUGUUCGGCGCGCAGUCCUCCUACACCAUCCUGGCGCACCUGCUGCGCGCCCUCGUGUCGCUGCCCGCGCCAGACCUCGCGCUGAUCGUCUCCUGGUUCCGCACGUUGGAGGUGGAGAAGCUGCGGCUGAUGGUGCGCCACAUCCUGCAGUUCAUCACGAUCCGGCAGUUCCCGCCGGCUGACAAGUCGCUGCCCCCUCUCAGCAAGAGCCGCUGGUGGAUCCCCACCGCCACGCGCGCGCUCGCGCUCAUCAACGCGGCCAACAACUCGAGUUCGCCGCCGCUGCUCGACUACACGGACUUCUACAACUCGGCGCUGGACCACGUGGACCUGAUGCAGGACUACUUCAACUGGCAGAGCCCCCAGCGGCCGGGACAGUUCUCCUACUGCCAGUACCCGUUCAUCCUCAGCAUCGUCGCCAAGAGGAUCAUACUUACCAAGGACUCAGAGCAGCAGAUGAUCCUGACGGCACGCCGCUCUCUGGUGGCCAAAGUCGCACGCCACCAGGCGCCUCAGAUCGACAUCUUCUUCCUCAACAUCCUCGUACGGCGCUCUCACCUAGUCUCCGAUUCUCUCAACGAGAUCGCCAGCAAGCAAAAGGAUCUGAAAAAGAAGCUGAAGGUAUCGUUUGUGGGCGAGCCGGGCUUGGACAUGGGUGGGCUGACCAAGGAGUGGUUCCUGCUGCUGAUCCGGCAGAUCUUCCAGCCAGACUACGGCAUGUUCGUGUACCACCCGCACUCGCGCUGCUACUGGUUCAGCACGGACCAGGCGGGCAGCCUGCGCGAGUACAACCUGAUCGGCGUGCUGAUGGGGCUGGCCGUGUACAACUCCAUCAUCCUGGACCUGCACUUCCCGUCGCUGUGCUACCGCAAACUGCUCUCGCCACCCGUCGUGCCAGCCUCGGACGACGCGGCUGUCGGCGUCGUCUCCCAACUCACCAUUGACGACCUCGCCGAGAUCAUGCCCGAUGUUGCUAGAGGACUCCGAGAACUACUUGCUUAUGAAGGCAAUGUCGAAGAAGAUAUGUGCAUGAGUUUCCAGGUUUCACUGGAAGAGUAUGGGGAAGUAAAGACGUACAAACUCAAGGAUGAUGGUGAAAAUAUUCCUGUAACAAAUGAAAACAGACAAGAAUAUGUUAAUCUGUAUAUGGACUGGAUACUGAAUGCAGCAAUAUAUGAGCAGUUUCGUGCAUUUUAUCUGGGAUUCCACAGUGUCUGUGCAUCCAAUGCAUUAAUUAUGCUCAGACCAGAAGAGGUGGAGAUGCUUGUGUGUGGUUCCCCAACACUUGAUUUAAAUGAGUUGCGGAAAGUUACGGAGUAUGAUGGAUAUAAAGCUGAUGAUUUAAUUAUUAUUGACUUUUGGGAUGUGCUUCAUUCUCUGUCUGAUGAACUAAAGAAGAAAUUUCUGCUUUUUGCUACUGGCAGUGACCGAGUACCAGUUGGAGGAAUGGGGGAAAUGACAUUCAAGAUUACCCGUGUGACAAAUAAACCAGAUAAUUUGCCUGAAGCACAUACUUGCUUCAAUCAGCUUGUGCUCCCAACUUAUGAGUCAAAAGAUACUCUUCGUCAGAAGCUCAUAAUAGCUAUUUCAAAUGCUGAAGGAUUUGGCCUUGAGUGAAGAGAAUUAGUUCUCUUGCCAUUGUGCCUUUAUUAUCCCUGUUUGUUAUUGCAACUGUUAUUCAUUCACUCAUGCAGCAACAAAAGAUUCAAUGCCAAGAACAGUGAAGUAUGAAACUAUUUUGUGAGUUCUUACAUGUACAUAUGAACUAAAUGAUGCAAAUAUUCUGCAAAUUGUUAACAGUACAAAUGAAUUUUGGACAUGAGUUCUAAUUGAUUACAUUUCUAAAAAUAUAUAUAUACAUAUAAAAUUCUGUACUGUUGUUUGUGUAUGUUGUUCUUCUAAAAUCAAAUGCUAAUUUAAA